Molecule: messenger RNA, 404 nt
Organism: Paraglomus occultum
Lineage: Eukaryota; Fungi; Glomeromycota; Glomeromycetes; Paraglomerales; Paraglomeraceae
Source: the annotation of a GenBank genome assembly
AAAAAGAACAUGACCAAGUAGUCCAAAACACUCUUUAUAAAAUGUACCCAAAUGCAGUUGUUUGUAGCGAACUAAUAAAUACCAGACAAAUCGCUCAACUAUUUCAAGAAUCUGAAGAGCAAGCCUUAAAGGAAGAAAUAAAAAAAAUUGAGCAAGAAAUAGAUCAAACACUUACUGAUGAACUUAGAAAUUUAGUGAGUGAUUUUAUUCAGGCUAGGAAAAAGAUGGUAAAAAGUGAGAGUUAUGAAGAGGCAAAAAAAGAGUCCGAAAAACUAGAAGACCAGUUAUUAGAUGAAAAAGGUCUUAUGGAAGAAAAUAUAGAAAAAAUUAUUGACUACUGUAAAAGAUUAGCAGUAGAACAAGAAAAAUUACAAGCAAAUGUUGAAAUUAAUACUAACAAAUAA